AUGGCGACCAUCUUUGAGGCCGACGAAGGCACCCCAGACAGCCCGGCUAACUCGAUCAGUCGCCAAGCACACACGCCCGAGAGCUGCUGGGCCUUUGCCGGCGACGGCGACGCCGCCCCGGCCAUCCAGUCGGCCUCGAACGCCAAGGACGCCUCCGAGACGCGCCCCGGCGGCGGCGGCGUCGGCCAGCAGCUCUUCUUCGGCACCGCCGCCGACCUCACCUGGGAGACGACGCUGCCCUGGCUCGCCGCCCACACGGACCUGCCCAUCGUGCUCAAGGGCCUGCAGACGCACGAGGACGCCUACCUCGCCGCCCGCUACGCGCCCCAGGUCAAGGCCAUCAUCCUGUCCAACCACGGCGGCCGCGCCCUCGACACGGCGCCCCCCGCCGUCCACACCCUGCUCGAGAUUCGCAAGUACUGCCCCGAGGUCCUCGGCCAGAUCGAGGUCUGGGUCGACGGCGGCAUCAAGCGCGGCACCGACAUCGUCAAGGCCCUGUGCCUCGGUGCCACGGCCGUCGGCAUCGGCCGCGGCGCGCUCUACGGCCUCGGCGCCGGCGGCCAGGCCGGUGUCGAGAGGACCUUUGAGAUCCUGCAGGCCGAGAUGGAGACGUGCAUGCGCCUGCUGGGCGCGAAGACUGUGGCGGAACUCGGUCCAAGAUUUAUCAACUCCCGGAUGGUCGAGAGGGAUAUCUACGAUGGCGAGCCGGGGCUCGACAAGGGCGGCCUGUGGACAAAGUCGAAGCUUUAG
This is a messenger RNA of Verticillium dahliae VdLs.17, 750 nucleotides long. RefSeq names its product L-lactate ferricytochrome c oxidoreductase. The coding region runs from base 1 to 750 and encodes 249 amino acids. The record is from RefSeq and is a predicted model, not a curated record. The transcript is spliced from 5 exons. Gene Ontology annotation, molecular function: oxidoreductase activity. Lineage: Eukaryota; Fungi; Ascomycota; Sordariomycetes; Glomerellales; Plectosphaerellaceae.